AUGAGGAAAUUCACUUCCUUGGUUAUCUGCUAUGGACAUGAUCCCAACACUACAGAUAACAUGGGACGCAUAUGGCCUGGACUUCCUACCACUGCAGGCUAUUUAACCCCAAAAGAUGGUGGCUUUCAUCUCUAUAGUGGUGAAGUACUGUUUGAAGUUUCGAAAAGAUGGUCUGGAAGAGUAUGGGGCAGACAAGGCCGUUGCUUUGAUGAAGAUACUAGCAAAGGUUCAUGCCAAACUAGUGACUAUGCUGGCCUUUUCCAUUGCCAAUGCAUUGGUGGAGUCCCUCCGGUCACAAUUCUUGAAAUGACAUUUGGAACCUCGAAAUCAAACUUACAUUACUAUGAUGUGAGUUUGGUUGAUGGGUUCAACUUGCCCGUGUCAAUGGUUCCCAUAGGUGGUGAGUAUCAUGCUUGCAGGUUAUAG
Messenger RNA from Quercus lobata, 426 nucleotides. Its product is annotated as thaumatin-like protein. NCBI's taxonomy places the organism in Eukaryota, Viridiplantae, Streptophyta, Magnoliopsida, Fagales, Fagaceae. The transcript has 2 exons. The record is from RefSeq and is a predicted model, not a curated record. Bases 1 to 426 code for a protein of 141 amino acids.